CUUUAUCCAAGUAUAUGAUUGAAACUAUUCAAUUUUGACAGUACCUUCAUCUCAUCACGGUACAGAACAACAAGCCACUGACAUGAUACUGAGUUCAUAUCAAAAGUUACAUUUACACAUUGAGUAAAUCAUGUCUCAUCGACUGUGUGUAUAUAUGUGCAUAUUGCCAACGUCAACAAGCAACCAUUGCGUCGACUGCUCAGCGCUUUCAUGCAAUAUCAUAAUAUUGAGGAAAACCACUGUUUAAUUACAGCGUAAAAGCAUAUGUACAAAACUCAAACUAUUUUCUAUGGUGAAUACAUUCACAGAUUCGUGUAUUAUCUCUUUGAUGAUUCUCAACCCAUAAAACAAUCUUGUGCGAUUUAUGUUGCUGAAUUUAUAACAUUUGUUGGUUCAAUUGUUGAGGUCCAAUUGUACAAUUUGAAAGAACAUUAUCACUGUCAAGAUAUGAGGAAAGAUGAGUUGGUUCGAUACAUCAAGUUUUGCCAGUCUAGCCAAGACUGCGCUAAAAGAGGCGCAAAAAACCAUAGACAAAGCCUUAGAUAUCAAAGAUGAGGAGCAGCGUUCAGGAACAGUUUUGCCUCAAGACAGUACAUCCUCUUCAGAAGUUUUUGAUACUUGGGAAAUGGACAAAGAUAAACCAGUCGAAGAAUCUAAAUCAGUUUCGGAUCAGUCGCAAAGCACAAGUAUUUGGGGUAGCUUUACUGGCUCGUUUUUUGAAAAUCCAAAAGAUAUCAUGACUGCUGUUACAAACAAGACAGCUGAAGCUUUUAAAGGCUCUAUAGAAAGUUUAGAUGGGCAAACAGUUCUGAAGUCAUCAAAAUCUUUGCCAGAAAGUUUAUCUGUAAAAGAUGAAAAUGUACAAUCAUUGAAUAGUGGUGUUCAGUCUGUAUCAGAUUUAGAUUCUGCUUCAAUUAUAUCUAAGUCGGAAAGUAUAGAAGAAUAUACAGGUCAAGCAUCAAUAAGUCACAAUAUUUCUGGAAAUCAAAACAAUUCAACAAAAUUAUGUGAGCAGAAGAAUGAUAUAUACACAAGUGCCAAAUCAACAGAAGCAAAAAAACCUCAUGAUUCUGAUAUUAGUGAAACAAAUAAAAAAUAUGACGUUGUACUCAGACUAAAUGAAAAUCUAUCCAAUACCAUAACUAAUACUAGUCAUUCUGUACAUCGGUUGUCUGUACUAUCCAUUGAAAGCGAUAAAAGGAGUUCAGAGAGUGUAGAAAUUUUAAGUAUGCAAUCUGAUACAAAUACAGACUGUACAACUAGUCCAGAUUCUGAUAUGCAUUCAUUAAGUAUUUCUAUGGGUCAGAAAAUUCAUUCAGAAUCUGUGGAAGUCAUACCUGACAGUUUAACUUCACCAAGUUCUGUAGAAAUUUUAACUGAUUGGAAAAGUGAUGAAAGCCCUCAUGCUUCUCCCUUGGAAGAAAGACCUUUUGAAACAUCCACAACACCAAUAUCUGGUCAAAGUAUUGAGGUUGCAGCACUAAUUGAAUCAUCAAUUGAUGGAGAAGAUGUUAAAAGUUCAACUAGCACAUUAGUAGGUUCAAUACCAAUUACAGCUUCUAGGACCAGUUUAACAACUUCUAGAAAUAAAGAUGCAAGUGGCGAAGGAGAAGAUAUCGAUGAGGCGAGUUUAGCUGAUGAUUCCUACGCAUCUGGAUCAGAGAGUACAAUGUUAACAGUUCUUGAACCAGCGAAAGAUGAACAAAGUAUUUGUAAGAGUGCGGAAUCUUUAGAUUAUCCGCUUGACCAGAGUUUGGAUUCUUUGAAAGAUAGAAGUUUGACAAAUUUACAAUUAUCCAUCGAAGCGAUUACAUGUCAGCCGCAUUCAUCAACAAGCCCAUUUGAUCGUUUAAUAUCAUCGACUAUCGAGCCCUCGGAUUGUAAAUCUCAAAUCGAAGGACUAGAACGUAGCAGUACUAGCGAGCAGUACGCGAUGUUGACCGAUUCAAGCUGCGAAGAGACUUUAAUUGAAAGUAGCUCGGACGACAAUAAUGCAGCAAGCACUUUCGGUACUGUCAAACAGCCUUUGACAUCGAGUUCCUACGUCAAGUGUAUGCUCGCUGAAGCAAUGGCUGAUAAGAGCGAGCUCGAGAACGAAAAAGAUAGCUCGGUUUCUGCUAGGGAUAAUUCACCGAUUUCAUCAGAAAGCAGAUCGGAUUUGGUGAAAAUCGGCUCAGACCAGACAAGUGGACACACCAGCGGCGAUGAAAUCGAAACGACUACGUCGAGUGAUAUAGAGAUUAUAUCAAGGUACAGUCCGAAUGGGGACUCGAGCUCUACUCAAUCGCGUCAGAGCCCCGCUAAGCUGCCUUGCAGCUCAAAAACGACGGAUCUUCUAACGCGAACUCUAAAAACUCGAGGACAUUCACGUGAACUGAGCGAAAUAAGCGUUGGUUCGGACGACGCAAGUCUCGAAGUAGAAAGGUUGCUUCGUCGAGUUCGGGAAAUGACAGAACUUCUGGAAGCAAGGGAAUCUAAGCUAAUCGAAGUUAGUCGCGCGAAUAUGGAAUUGCACGAAAUUAACAGCAGCUUGAAAAAACAACUGGAUAGUUUUGAGAAAAAUGCUGAGCACAGUCAAGACAUAAGCCAGUUGACCGAUGAUUACACACAGAGAUUAUCAGCACUGGAGCGAAAAUUUCAGCAAGCCAUAAGGGAGAGGGACAGUUUGCGCAAGAGCUUAGAAAUCACAAAACAGGAGGCAGCUUCGAGACUGUCGGCUAAUGAGAUGUCCAGUAUCAACGCUGAAAAAGAUGAGAUGAUUCGAGAACUGAGAGAAGAAGGUGAAAAACUGAGCAAGCAACAGUUGACUCAUAGCAACAUCAUAAAAAAGCUUCGAGCCAAAGAAAAGGAGAGCGACGCCUUAAUUAAAAGUCAGAGUGAGCAAUUGGAAGAAAAAACUACUGAAUUAGAGCGGCUAAAACGAUCGUUAUACGCCAAAGAAGAAGUUGAAAGAAGUCAGAUUGAAGCUGUGCACACACUCACGGCCAAGUGUAAGAAGCAGGAAAAGGACAUUUUGAUCUUGAACGAAAAUUUAGAUCAUGUUACGAAUAAAAUGGAGGCAUAUAAGAGAAGCUUCGAAGCCGCAAAAUCGGAUUUGUUGGAAACGAAAGAAAAAUUAAAAGAAAAAGAGGAACAUCUUAAGCUUGCACUGGAAAAUGCUGAUGAAUCAAAUGAACGCGAACUUCAAAUUGUUGAAUUGAAAAAAAAAAUACGUGAAAUGGAAGAGGAAAACGUCAAGACAGAAGAAUUACAUCGUCAAGAGAAGCAAGAAAUUCUGAGGCGCUUAGAAGGCGCGGAAUCACGAAGCGAGGAUAUGGCUGAAUCUUUGGCUCAAACGACUCGUCCUUUGCUCCGCCAAAUUGAACAACUUCAAUCUAGUUUAACGCACAAAACAAAUUUGUACAUGAAACAGGAAGAAUCAAUGACCGAAAGAAUAAACGAAUUAGAGGUAAAAUUGGAAAAUAUCAUGGAGACGAAUCGGUCGUUGUCUGAAGAAUGUACGAAUCUUAAAUCAAAAUGUUCAGUUCUCGAAACUAAAUUGAACAGCAAAGAAAUUGAGAGAAGAAAAUUAGAGGAAACUAUCGAAGGAAUAAAAAAAGAAAGUGAUCAACUCGCAGAGGAAAAUAAAGUUCAUAAGCAAGCAAUGAAAAUGCUGGAAGAUGCGCACGCAGUUGAAAUUAAAGAACUAAAACGUGAAGUCAGCUCCUUGGAAAACAAAUUAUCGGUUGAAAAAGCCGCGACAGACGCUGAAAAACGUAAAGUUGCCGCUAUUGAGUACAACGCGAGCGUCGAAGAGCUACGAUUCAGUCCAACCUUAAGCAUAGGAAGAGACUCGGUGUGUAGUACAAGCAGUGUAUGGCCAACUGUCAACGAUUCAGUUUUCGAAAGUGGUUCUGGCAGAUUCUCUAAUGUAUACGAUAGUUACAGAACAGGAUCGAAUAGUACAUCUAUGUUGGAAAAUUUUCAAGCGCAACUAAAACAAAGAGAAGGAGAAGUACAUCAACUGCAAUGGGAUCUUUCAAGACGAACAACAGAGCGUGAUGCCCUUUCCACUGAAUUGUCAAAAUUGAGUCUUCAAGUUGAAAAUCUUCAACAAAAGGUUGUUGAUUUAGAUCGAAUAAAAGAGAAUCUUAAAGAUGUGCAAACUAAAUAUGAUGCAUUACUUCAAAUGUAUGGUGAAAAAGUAGAGGAAAAUGAAGAGCUUAGGCUGGAUCUUGAAGAUGUCAAAGAUAUGUACAAAACUCAAAUCGAUCAGUUGCUGAAACGAGAUCUUUGAAUUUAUCGUGAAAAAAAGCUUUAAGAGUGAAUUAUGUGUGUUACGGUGCGCAUAAAUGAGAAAGUGUCUAUAUUAAAAAGUGUGUAUUGUAAGCAUGUAAAAAACUUGAAAUUAAACAUUGUAUAUUUCAUGUGAUCGUGCGGUAUUAUAGUUUUUAGUAUUUUACAGAAAUUUAACGCAAAAACAUUAAAAAAAAAUAUAUAUCUAUAUAAGAAUUUUAGCUAGUUAUCGGCUUACAAAAUAAAACGUGCAUUAAGAUUUUUACAAAUACUAUUGAAAACAAAUCUAUGAAUUAGGAUAAUAUUCAUACGUUUCAAAAAAAAAUUUGUAUAAAUAUUAACUCGCCUAAUUUUUUAAAUUACUUGUUGCUAUUGAAAUAUCUCUUUGAGAAAUGUACCAAUGUAUUGUUUUGUUGACUGUUAUUAAUUUUUGUUAAAAAUGGAUCUAUAUUAUUCAUGUAGAACUUUUAUUUAAUGACUUUUGAGUUAUAUGUUACUGUGAUCUUGCUUCAUUGUCGUGAAUCGAAUUAUAAUUUAUUUUGUGUAUAAAAGUAAAAAAUAUUA
Trichogramma pretiosum is the source of this 4839-nucleotide messenger RNA. It is a transcript of the gene Tmf, whose product is annotated as TATA element modulatory factor. The coding region runs from base 458 to 4276 and encodes 1272 amino acids. Gene Ontology annotation, cellular component: Golgi apparatus; endoplasmic reticulum. The transcript has 13 exons. NCBI's taxonomy places the organism in Eukaryota, Metazoa, Arthropoda, Insecta, Hymenoptera, Trichogrammatidae. The record is from RefSeq and is a predicted model, not a curated record.